Molecule: messenger RNA, 706 nt
Organism: Melanaphis sacchari
Lineage: Eukaryota; Metazoa; Arthropoda; Insecta; Hemiptera; Aphididae
Product: zinc finger protein 25-like
Exons: 2
Coding region: 410-652 (80 amino acids)
Source: RefSeq, a predicted model, not a curated record
GACACCGCAAUAUUCUGUGUAUAUUGAAACCUCCUCUAACGGACACCUCCAAGUAGCUGACUUUUUUUCUGGAAACAAAUGUAAAACUGAUAAAUGGACAAAACAUCAGCGACCGAGAGUAUCCGGUAUUUAGAGGUUACGAUCUAUGAUUCAGCAAAAUAUACAGUAGUUUCCUCGAUACCUACUUAUAUAAUAAUAUACUUACUGCAGGGUUGAGAGGGUUGCAUUACAAUACGCCAUUGAGUAGGUAGAAAGGUACCUAUAUAAAUAUAAUAUAAUGCCGUGAUUCGUAACAAGGUUUUUUUACGAUGUAUAGAGGUACCUAAUCUUACCUAUUUAUUAGAUAAUAAAUUAAAUAUUAUAUUACAUAUUUUAACACUGCAUAAUAACAUAACCGGGGCAGUAUGUAAUGUCACAGCUGCAAUACUUGAAUAAUUACUACAGCAGUUUGCUGCAGCUAACUGGUGCAGACAAGUGUUGGUCGUGCAAAACGUGCAGUAAAUGGUACAAGCACAGAGAUUCCUUACGCCGACACAUCAGAGACGAAUGUGGAAAGAUGCCCCGUCACCAGUGCCACAUUUGUCAAGCGUAUUUUUACCACAGGCACAACUUGAAGACCCAUUCGUUGAGCAAACAUCACAUUUUGAUUUGAAAACUUUAUUGACUACCUAUCUAUUUUAUAUAAUUAUGCUCAUUACUCAAACAU